This is a messenger RNA of Cetraspora pellucida, 333 nucleotides long. Lineage: Eukaryota; Fungi; Glomeromycota; Glomeromycetes; Diversisporales; Gigasporaceae. The record is from the annotation of a GenBank genome assembly.
AUGGAGUCGAUUAUAUUCUCCUAUAAAAUUACUAUUGUAACACCUGAAGCGCAUUCAGUUGGAGAUGCAAAACAGUUAAUUAAUUCAUAUACGUUAAAGAAGCAAGUCCAUUUCACAGGACAAGGUGAAUCCCCAAUUUUCGUACUAGAUGGGAAAACUAAUGAAUGUGUUCAUUGUGAAACCGUGGAGCUCUGUCCGCGUAAACGUCGUAUUACUAUGGAUAUGGAAGUAUUCAAAAAGCAUGCCGAUGUUCAAAUACGUAAUGAUCUUAUCGAUUGUCAGGUUGAUAUGUGUUCAGUAGAGGUACCAGCUUUAUUCACCGAGAGUUUUUGA